Messenger RNA from Syngnathus acus (greater pipefish), 1745 nucleotides. RefSeq names its product forkhead box i1 (gene foxi1). Lineage: Eukaryota; Metazoa; Chordata; Actinopteri; Syngnathiformes; Syngnathidae. The record is from RefSeq and is a predicted model, not a curated record. Gene Ontology annotation, biological process: regulation of transcription by RNA polymerase II; anatomical structure morphogenesis; cell differentiation. The transcript has 2 exons. Gene Ontology annotation, molecular function: DNA-binding transcription factor activity, RNA polymerase II-specific; RNA polymerase II cis-regulatory region sequence-specific DNA binding. Bases 415 to 1509 code for a protein of 364 amino acids.
GUAAAUUCUUCAAAUGACACCUGUAUGAAGUGUUGUUCUGCCAUUUUGUGCAAAGUUUCACAUUUAAAAGUAUUAUGUUUAUUAUAUAGCAUUUUCCAUUUUGAUGUAAUUAUAUUGGCUCCACUUUGGCGCCGAGGUACUGUAAGGGGAAAAAAACGGAGUAAAAAAGUGCUGUAUCUGUGCUCAAAGAAGAUGGUAUCUUCAUCAAAUGUAGAUGGUAUCGGUGCUCAUUGAAAGGCAGAUUGGGCCCGAUUGAAAAAGGAGGUGUGACCGAACCCCUUUCAAAACCCCCCAAAAAAACUGCCGGGGGGCUCCACCUGGCCCCUUGUCCAUAAAUACGCCUCCCUCGCCGGAAUAGGAGUUCAGUCGAGUCGGGAACGCGUCGACGGUGGUUGUUUUUGUUUUGUGCGGAUUAUGAACGCGUUCGGAGCGCAGCAAACCUCCAGCCAGCAGAGUAACAGCAGCUCAAACCCCGCGCACGAUCUCCUGGACAUGGCCGUGUAUUGUGACAACUACGGCGUUUACCAGCACCAGAACCUCCACCACCUCCACCACCCCCAAAGAGCUGCCAACCACCCCUCCGGCUACGGCUUGAGUGACUACGCCGCCCCGCCCACCAAUCCUUACCUGUGGCUCAACAACUCCCCCGCUUCGCCCUACCUGGGCGGCGGCGGAGGCGCUGCUGCAGCUUCCACUUACUUGCAAUCCCCAGGUUACGGUUCUGGGAGCCAGCGGCAGCUUUUGGGGGCGCCCGGCGGACUUGGAGGCCCCGACAUGAGCUGGUUAUCCAUCUCCAGCCAGCAGGAGCUCUUUAAGAUGGUCCGGCCUCCGUACUCGUACUCCGCGUUGAUCGCCAUGGCCAUCCAGAACGCGCAAGACAAGAAACUGACCCUGAGUCAGAUUUACCAAUACGUCGCCGAAAACUUUCCGUUUUACAAGAAGAGCAAAGCCGGCUGGCAGAACUCGAUCCGGCACAAUUUGUCUCUUAACGACUGUUUCAAGAAGGUGGCUCGGGAUGAGGACGACCCCGGCAAGGGCAACUACUGGACGCUGGACCCCAAUUGCGAAAAAAUGUUCGACAACGGCAACUUUCGACGCAAGCGCAAGAGGCGAACCGACAUCAGCACCCCUGCUGAAAAGCCCGAUUUAGACGCGCAGCACAAGCUGUCGGACACGGCCAGCCUGCUGAGCUCGUCCCCGCCCAGUCUGCGCGCUUCGCCGGCCUCCACGGAGCCGCGCUCGUCGCCGUCCAACUCGACCGAUCACAGUCCGUGCUUCGCCGGAUUCAUGUCCAGCGUCAACGCGAUGUUGACUACCGGAGCCGAGGCCUCCACGAGGAUACCGGAUCGGGACUUGGGCACGGAGCUGUCCCAAGGCCGCGAGGGCGUGUCCGGACUUGGCUCCUACUCGCCCUCCUUGCUGUCUGACAGCAGAAUGAACUACUACAACCUCAGCAAUCACUUCACAGUCAACAACCUCAUAUACGGCCGGGAAGGAACCGAAGUUUAAUGUGGAUUCACCUAAAAAGAUGACUAAUUUAUCUCAUUUAAAGUAGCCACUUGUAUUUUUGUGUUUUGCUUGUAUCAUAAAAAAAAAUCCACAAUGGUGUUGCAAUAUCACAUCUUCGGAUUUAAACACUUGUACACAUUAUUUUUGUAAGUAUCAUGUAUUUUGUUUUAUUUAAACUCAUUGCCUUUUGAAUAAAAGCCUUUUUUUUUUACAUGUGCUUCCCAUUUGUAAUUAUU